This is a messenger RNA of Fusarium redolens, 1762 nucleotides long. RefSeq lists its product as uncharacterized. Bases 200 to 1582 code for a protein of 460 amino acids. The record is from RefSeq and is a predicted model, not a curated record. The transcript is spliced from 2 exons. Gene Ontology annotation, molecular function: phosphatidylinositol binding. Lineage: Eukaryota; Fungi; Ascomycota; Sordariomycetes; Hypocreales; Nectriaceae. Gene Ontology annotation, cellular component: phagophore assembly site. Gene Ontology annotation, biological process: autophagy; cytoplasm to vacuole targeting by the Cvt pathway.
CCCAGCUCCCCACGUCCUAACCUCUGCCACUUAACUUAGCACCACCAAGCAUCAAGUCAACUCCCGCCAACUCCGCCCACUUUCAAUCAACCUCACCUCACUAUCGUUCCUCUCCAGCCGCCUCACAUCGCUACCACAUUAACCUUCCACCUGGUCCUGAUCGAAAGCCUGCACUGCCAUCUCACACAUUGGCCCUGCAAUGACGGCCAUGGAACAACAACAAGACGACUUCUCCAACGUCUCGUGGAGCGAACACGUCCACGACCAGACAUCUCGCCAUGUUCCUCCCGCUGAAGAGCCCGGUCAUGAUAUGAAUGCGCCCGGGACCGGUCUAGAGAUAGAUGCCCCGUCGCUGGGGAAUGAGGUGCUGGAGUGCACUGUUGGAACGCCCAUCAAGGAAAAUGACGGUACCAAGGAUGCUUUUGUCUCGUAUCUCAUCACCACACACUCUACCUUCUCUGCCUUUCAGCGCUCAACUACAACCGUCCGCCGUCGCUUCACAGACUUCGUAUUUCUCUACAAACAACUCACCCGCGAAUAUCCCGCCGCUGCCGUACCCCCUCUGCCCGACAAGCAACGCAUGGAAUAUGUCCGCGGCGACCGCUUCGGCUCUGACUUUACCGCCCGUCGCGCCCACUCCCUCCAGCGCUUCUUGAUCCGACUCUCCCUUCAUCCUACACUGCGCCGCGCUCCCAUCCUGCAUACGUUCCUCGAGAGCCAUGAUUGGAAUGCUACCAUGCGCAGUCGUGGUGCGCGCAGUAGCUCUGCCAGUGAUCCUGGAUCUGCGGGGGUGUUUGAUAACUUUGCUGAUACGUUCAUCAAUGCUUUUACGAAGCUGCAUCGCCCGGAUCGUCGGUUCCUUGAGGUCAAGGAGAAGAGCGACAAGCUUGAUGAUGAUCUUGGGCACAUUGAAAAGGUUAUUGCUCGGGUUGCCAGGCGAGAGACAGAUUUGGAGGUGGACUUGCGAGAUCUCGCAGAGCAGUUCCAAAAGCUCAUUCCUCUUGAACCCCAUGUCGAACCCGCAGUUCACGGCUUCUCCGCUUCCAUCGAAGACACAGCGACUCAUCUACGAAAACUCAAAGACGUCACCGACCAAGACUACCUCGGUUCCCUGCGCGACAUGCAAGCCUACUCCAUCGCCCUCAAAAACCUCCUCAAAGCGCGCGAGCAGAAACAGCUCGACUACGAACAACUCACCGAAUAUCUCAACAAAUCCACCACCGAGCGCGACACCCUCCAAUCCGGGCAUCACGGCGGUUCCGGUGCCGGGAGUUUUCUGCGCGCCAAGAUCGAAGACGUGCGCGGCGUAGACCACGAACAAGCACGUCGCGAGCGCACGCGCAAGCUGGAACUCCGUGUUGAAGAGCUAACUCACGAGGUUGAGAGCGCUCGCAAGACGAGCGACAUGUUUGACGAUGAGGUUGUUAAGGAGGUAGCUGAUUUUGAGCGCAUCAAGCGGAUUGAGAUGAAGAGUCAGCUGGGGGGACUUGCGGAUGCGCAUAUUGAGUUUUAUGGUGAGGUUGCUAGUAUUUGGGAAAAGUAUGUGCAGGAGAUGGAGAAGGAGGGGAUUGUGAGUGCGUAGUGGUAAGAGUGGGAUUGAAGUUCUAUUGGGCGUUUAUUAGGAUAUGGCGUUUGGGUUGUUUAGAUGAUGGUGAUGAGGACUCGACUAAAGUAGCUCGUCUAGAAUAAAGAUAUUCAUGGCAAUAGCAGUCAGCAACAGUGAACAAAGGGCAUUGAAGAGUCUCGAGAGCAAGUAUUGCUU